This is a messenger RNA of Dentiscutata erythropus, 194 nucleotides long. NCBI's taxonomy places the organism in Eukaryota, Fungi, Glomeromycota, Glomeromycetes, Diversisporales, Gigasporaceae. The record is from the annotation of a GenBank genome assembly.
ACUAUCAGAUUAAUGAAUCACGAAUAAUUGAAGCAGAAAAAAAUGGACAAAAUUUACAAGGUUCAGGAGAAGAAAGUGUUACUGGUAGAGCACUUCAGGCACUUGUUGGAGCAAUAUACCAUGAUCAGGGCGCAUACGCGGCAAAGCAAUUUGUCCAUAAACAUAUAUUAUCGGCGCCUAUAGAACUUAGGUAA